Fusarium graminearum PH-1 is the source of this 432-nucleotide messenger RNA. RefSeq lists its product as uncharacterized. Bases 1 to 432 code for a protein of 143 amino acids. Lineage: Eukaryota; Fungi; Ascomycota; Sordariomycetes; Hypocreales; Nectriaceae. The record is from RefSeq and is a predicted model, not a curated record. The transcript has a single exon.
AUGUCCGAACUAGGCGUGUCGUUCGCUCUCGGAAGUCUCUACAACACCGCCGACCCGUGCAAGCUCCCCGUCAUCACGGGGUCGUCCGCCGAGGAUUUCUCCGAAUGGGCUUCGGAAUGGACAAGCUGGCAGGCUCAACAUGUUUCCGAGUUUCGAGUUCUUUGGAAGUCUUGUAGUGAUGAACCUUAUAUCACGGAUCUUGUGCCCGUUGGACCCGAUGCGUGCAGUACUCUCAAGGCUAAGAUCACGGGAACCUCUGUUGCGGAUGAUGAUGGUGGGGACGAAAAGGUGGCAUCAACAACAUCUGACACUAAGCCUGAAGAGACAGAUGAUGGUAAGCCUGAGGAUGUUCAAGACUCUUCAGCCUCGCAUUCAACGGGCUCUCUUCUUGCUUUUCUCAUUGCUGCCUAUGUAUUCGGUGUUGCUGCGUAA